GAAUUUCAUUGCAUCUUAAAACCGCGUUCCAUUCAGACAUCUCCUUCUGUCUCUCUCUCUGUCUCUCUCUCUCUCUCUCUCUCUUUGCCUCGCCAUAAUUGAUAUUAACAUAAAGUAAAAUGGUCACUCGUAACUUUUAGAUUUCAGAUUUGAUAUUUCUUAGAGUUUAUUUAGUAUUAUUUAGUGUUUUUGUGGAAUCUGAACAAACAUUGUGUGUAACGGCGCCUAUACCAAGGUAUACCAAGAUUUAAGUUGUUCGUUGGACACCGCCAUCUUGGAACGAGACUACAAUUACAUGCAACCUUCGCUUUUCCGAAGAUUACUUACAAAAGCAGCAAGCUUAAGUCGCUUAUCUUCGAGUCAGUAACCCUUUAUAAAAUGACACUUUUUAUGCAAGGAAGAGAUGGCGAAAGGUAGCUCUAACGACUGUGGUUUUUGUGCUGACCACUGUGGUGAUUCUCGGGAGAUUUCCAGUAGUGUUUCUCAAGUCCAACACCGCAUCGCUGCCUAUGGCAGAGUUACGCCAUCGCAUGCUACAGAGGACGAGGCUGGUCAACACAACUUGCCAUGAAUACAAGAGCGAAUUGCUUCAUCACUAUGCGCAGUGGCUGGGAGUGAGCGAAUAUUGGCAAAAGGUGGACCCAUUAUUAUUCGUGAACCCGGAUGUUCUCGUAAACAGAAGGCAGCGAUUGGUCUGGUGCAAGGCAUUCCUUCAGGUUCCGAAGGUCGCCUCCACGUCCUUCGUCCACGCCCUCCUUCGGCUAAGCGGCGUGGGGCACCUCCUCGACGCCAGAGUCCACCGAAGUCAUCUACACAUGGUCCUUCGUCGUAUGAUGCCGCCUCCGAGGGCGGACGAGGACGUCAGGGGCUUCGCAGCUUUCAUGGUGGUCAGGCAUCCUUUCCAGAGAGUCCUUUCGGCUUAUAGGGACAAAUUCCUGGACAGGAGCGAAGGCAAGAAGUUCAGGAAAUUCAAGGAGUUAUACGGCCUCUCCAUCAUAGCCAAGCACAGGAAGAGCGAGCCACCGCCGGAGGAGGAGUACUAUAGAGAUGUCCCAACCUUCUGGGAAUUCGUCCAGUACCUGAUCUCGACUCCCGUCUGGGAGUACAACGAACACUGGCGUCCUUACUACCUCACCUGCUCGCCGUGUCACCACCACUACAACUUCAUCUUGCAUCUAGAAACAUUGCAAGACGAUGCGGAAUACCUAGUCAACGCUACAGGGUUACCGGAGCUGGCCCCGUCCCACGUCCAUGCCACGAGAGGCAAAGCCGUGCCCGAAAUACUACUACUACUGCCCGGACAGAAUGGGCACGACUCUAACGAUAAAAACCAGCUGAACGGUGCGAUGAUUCAAAGGCAGGAUCUGAAAAACGGGAUGCGUCUAGCUGCGAAGGAUCUGUUGUUUGAUGUCCCGCCUCCAAAACGCCAUCAGGAAGAAGAAGAAGAAGAAGCUGGAGACAGUCACGUAAACACCGAAGCGAAAUUCUUCGCCAAAAUCAAACGUCAUCAGCUGAUGGAACUUUACAACAUUUUCCUUCUUGACUUUAAGAUGUUCGGGUACGACUUAUCGCCGUACGAUGCCUAUGUCUCCGAUUAAAAAAAUAUGAUAGUAUCAUUCAUUGCUGAGAAUAUUCUCUCUCUCUCUCUCUCUCUCUCUCUCUCUCUCUCUCUCUCUCUCUCUCUCUCUCUCUCAGCAGGUCACGCUUACUUAAUAUUCUGGAUACCUUGAUAUCCGAAUACGGUAUGAAGACAAUUCUCUUACUUGCCGGGGUUCGAUCCUGAUGCUGACUUAUAAAGAAGUACAAAGAUAUCCUUUAGUGAGUUUAAUUUACCUCAAGUUGAAGAAAUUCGGCCGAUUACUACACGAGAAUACUUGUAAACUUUCAAAUUCAUUUAUCGUGAUAUGCAACUGGGUAAGCCAUUACGUAGAAAGCCUUUGUUAAUUCCCUAGUACAAUAUAUUGCAAAUGUAUCACUAAAUAAA
Molecule: messenger RNA, 1984 nt
Organism: Macrobrachium nipponense
Lineage: Eukaryota; Metazoa; Arthropoda; Malacostraca; Decapoda; Palaemonidae
Product: carbohydrate sulfotransferase 10-like
Exons: 7
Coding region: 510-1598 (362 amino acids)
Biological process (GO): carbohydrate biosynthetic process
Cellular component (GO): membrane
Molecular function (GO): sulfotransferase activity
Source: RefSeq, a predicted model, not a curated record